UUGCAUAUGCACAGAUUGAUUGGCAUGAUUUUGUUGUGGUGGAAACAGUUGAUUUCCAGCCUGAUGAACCUGGCCACUUCCCUCCGCCAGUCAAGCCAUCAGAAGUGGGGGCUAGGGUCAUUGCUGAAGAACGAUAUGAGCAGUUUGGGGAAACUCUGCAUGAAGAGGAUGAUGUUGUUAUGGAUGUUGAGAGUGAAGAAGAAGAAGAAGAGGAGCAGGAGGAUGGGGAAAAAGAAGAAAGGAGGCAACACAAAGUUGCUGAAAAACCGAAAGAAAAGAUACAACCAGCUGACCAGAACACAGAGGUUCAGGACAUGGAUGAAGGAGAUUCAGAUAUGGAGGAAAGCAGUGAUGAGGAGGAGCCUCCGAUUCCAAUUCCGCCACCAAUGAUACCACCAAUGCCGCCAGCACCAAUGCCAGC
Messenger RNA from Anneissia japonica, 421 nucleotides. RefSeq names its product splicing factor 3A subunit 1-like. The annotation marks the transcript as partial. Lineage: Eukaryota; Metazoa; Echinodermata; Crinoidea; Comatulida; Comatulidae. The transcript has 3 exons. The record is from RefSeq and is a predicted model, not a curated record. Gene Ontology annotation, cellular component: U2-type prespliceosome; catalytic step 2 spliceosome; U2 snRNP. Gene Ontology annotation, biological process: mRNA cis splicing, via spliceosome; regulation of alternative mRNA splicing, via spliceosome. Gene Ontology annotation, molecular function: RNA binding.